AUUGUUUUGUGGCGAAGCGAAUAAUUGAUGUGUCUUCUUCUCUCAACAUUCUUUCCAGUGUUCAGCAAGUCGGGCAAGAAUCAGCGUCUCGCAAGGAGAAGCAAAGAUUCAACAAGAGGAUGCCAUCCUGGGUGCCCCAGUGGAACAUUUUGCUGACGCGCGCAGCUUUAAUUAUCCACGACAUUCCCUCGGCUUCACAACCAAUUCAGAGUGUCCAGUUCAGCUGAAGGCUGCAAUUGACCCCCUCACGCUUAAUCUUCGUGGAAUAGUUGUCGACUCCGUGGUUAGUUGCAUCCCGUCGAUGCCGAGGUGGGACUUCUCAUAUGUGGAAUCUAUACAGGCUCGUUCGGGACAGAAAUCCAGGGACUCAUUGGAAGAAGAAGACUUUGAUGAUCCUGGCCUGGGUGAUCCAACGCAGAACUCCCAAAGUCCUCUCGGAGAUCUGCUUCAAAGCACCCUAAAAACCAGAGAGCGUCUACAGAAAGUUGCUCUUACGCUUACCGCAGGUCAGACCUGGUAUGGGUUUCCAGUUAAAGAUGUCGAUGCACAUAUGGCCGACUAUAUGCGCUGUCUUUUGAAUGGCGGGCUUGGGUGGUCCCUCCGGAAGGAUGCAUUCGUAUCAGAGCAGCCGUUCGAGGACAAGAUACAGGAAUUCCCCAGCAAGGAGGAUCGAAAUGUGUUGAAAUACCUUGUCCAGUGCUGGGACCUGGAGAGCAGAGUGAAGAACGGUGAUGGGGGUCGGUUUCUCGAUGCAGUCGCCACAAUGUGUUCCAGACGCAAGCGCUUCACGACAAGUCAUGGGAUGGUUGGCAUUGGCCCGGAAACCAUGGAGGAAAAUGACAUAGUCUGCAUUCUUUAUGGGGCCGAGGUCCCUUUUAUCAUCAGACCUAGAAAUGAAGGGCCGGGAUAUGUUCUAGUUGGCGAAUGCUAUAUUCAGGAACUCAUGUCAGAACACGGUGGGAACCAGGUCCAGCGCGAGGACCAGGCUUGGUAUAAGAUGACAGAGGCGAAAGAGGCUUGGAUUGAACUUCAUUAGCUUGUUCCCUGUCCCGAACUGUGAGGGAGAGGGAGGGGGCGGCAGGCUACGGUUUCAUAUACGUCAAGAUGUCAAGAUCCAGGGACAGAGAACACAAUAACAUCAUGUUGAAUUCCAG
This is a messenger RNA of Canariomyces notabilis, 1154 nucleotides long. RefSeq lists its product as uncharacterized. The transcript has a single exon. The record is from RefSeq and is a predicted model, not a curated record. NCBI's taxonomy places the organism in Eukaryota, Fungi, Ascomycota, Sordariomycetes, Sordariales, Chaetomiaceae. The coding region runs from base 302 to 1036 and encodes 244 amino acids.